Molecule: messenger RNA, 2651 nt
Organism: Halichondria panicea
Lineage: Eukaryota; Metazoa; Porifera; Demospongiae; Suberitida; Halichondriidae
Product: von Willebrand factor A domain-containing protein 5A-like
Exons: 3
Coding region: 39-2459 (806 amino acids)
Source: RefSeq, a predicted model, not a curated record
AGCAUCUUGUUUUCUAAUUAAAGCGCCCAUAAUUAGACAUGGCUACUAAUACUAUAUUCUCUAGGCAUAGAUCUACAUCGUUGUUUGGUCUGAUCAUCAAGCAAACGGAGCAGCCAAUUCCUCUCAAAGAAGUGUCUGUGGAGGCAGAAAUCAAAGCAUGCCUUCUGGGACUAAAAUCUGUACUGAAAUACACAAACGACUCGUCAGAUCCAGCAGAGGUGCUGUUCAGAUUCCCAGUAGAAGAGUCCAGUGCAGUGGUGGGACUCACUGCAAUUAUUGAUGGUCGCAGAAUCAAGGCCGACAUUAAAGAGAAGGAGGAGGCCAGAGCUGCUUACGACGACGCUAUUGCUAGUGGACAAUCGGCUGCUCUUGGUGAGGAGAAGACGGGAGACGUAUUUAGUAUCACUUUGGGAAACUUGUCUCCUCAGAAAGAUGCCGAGAUUCACCUCCAAGUGGUUGCAGAGCUACCUAUCGAUGCGGAAGAAAAUGUUCGAUUCUCCCUCCCCUCUGUCUUCAAGUCACGCUACACUCCGACUGGAUCCAGCGACCCACUUGCCAAUGUGUCAGAUUCUGGCUCUCAAGUUUCUUCUGCCCACAGUUCCAGCUACAGUAGAUUCCAACUAAACAUUCUAGAACCCCAACGCAUUGCAACGAUCGUCUCCCCCACCCACACUCUCAAUUGCACUAACGGAGAAGAUAAGAUCGAAGUGACACUUAGUGACCAGAAGCCAGCUGAUAAAGACUUGGUGGUUCUAAUACAGCACAAGGAACCCUAUCAGCCGUGUGCAGUAGUGGAGGAAGGAACAGAUACUGGCUUCAUGAGCCAGAAAGCUGUAAUGGUCAAUUUUUUCCCCAAGUUCGAUCAAUUGGAAAAUGACUGUGAAUUCAUCUUCCUUGUGGACAGGAGUGGUAGCAUGAGCGGACAGUUCAUCCAAAGUGCCAGUGAAACUCUCAUUCUCUUCAUGAAAAGCUUGCCUGAGAAUUGCUACUUCAAUAUUGUCGGUUUUGGAUCACGUUACGAACAGCUAUUUCCUGAAGUCAGUGUUCCUUACUCGCAGUCGACUCUGGACAAAGCAGUGGCACACCUUACUGGAUUGCAGGCCAAUUUAGGAGGAACCGAACUUCUUAGUCCGUUGGAUUUCAUUUUCAAGUCUAAGCCCCAGGGUGGUCUGUCUCGCCAAGUGUUUGUGCUCACUGAUGGUGCUGUCAGCAACACUGAUGCCUGUGUGCAGAUGGUGAAACAGAACAAUAAGAGUGCAAGGUGCUUCACGUUUGGUAUAGGGUCUGGUGUAUCUACUGCUCUGGUAGAAGGGCUGGCUCAUGCGGGCAAUGGAAGUGCAGAGUUUGUUAAAGAAGGGGAACGUCUACAGCCAAAGGUGAUUCGCAGUCUCAAGAGAGCCUUGCAACCUGCCCUGACAGAUGUGAGUCUGGAAUUCAAAAUUGACGGAAAGCCUGAAAUUCUCCAGUGUCCACAAACCUUGCCUCCAAUCUUUGCUGGAGAGAAGCUGGUGGUCUAUGCACUUGUCAAGGCAAAGAGUGAUAAAUUGACAGGAAAGGCAGUACUGAAAGGAAAAUUGCUACAGAAAUCGAUCUCUGACACAGUGGAGUUCAAGUCUGGAGCUGGGGAGUUGCCGCCAGUUUCAACAGUGCACCACCUUGCGGCUAAGGCCCUCAUAAAAGACUGGGAACAUGAGGGAAAAGAUUCUAGAGAGAUUGUGAAGCUGAGUGUUGAAUCGAGUGUGGUGUCUUCCCGCACCGCCUUCAUUGCAGUGGACGAGGAGAACUUGAAACCCAUCGAAGGUGCUCUAAAGACGUUUGUUGUCCAGGCUAAGGCACCAUAUACAUUUCAACGACAAGUUCAUGGAGGAUAUCCAACAAAGAAACGAAAGAGAUCAACAUCGAGAGAUCGAAAAAAAUCUAACAAAAAAGCACCUACCAAGAAGAUGCAAGUAUGUGGUGAUAUGGGAGAUGUUCAAGGUGGUCCUCCAAUGCUGUCGUUUGUUGUUGCUAAAGGCAGUCGAUCGAAGAGUGGGGCUGAGCGAUGUGAGUAUCAACGUCAAAGCCAAUGUGAUAAUGCACUUUUGGACUAUGAUGAGGACAGUGAUGAUGACAGUGAGAGUUUAAAUGAAAGUACCAGUUUGCAAUCAACUCUUUCCUCGAUAAUUGGAGCCCAGCAAGCCGAUGGCUCAUGGAAGAUUAACUCUGCUCUGGCUCGAUUUGUUGGGAAAACUCUUCAAGAAGUUGAGAGUGGAUGUCCGACUGAGUGUCAAGGCGUGACAGCGUUGCUAUGGGCUACCCUGCUGAUACUGGAGCUACUGCACACACAGUACGUGGAUGACCUGGAGGAGUGGGAGUUGGUCGGAGCUAAGGCUGAGGCCUGGACCAAGAAACAGAGCAUCUCCCCCGGGGAUACCAGUCUGGACAACAUGAAGGUCGCUGCAAAUAAAUUUUUAGCCUAAAAUUGAACGUUGUAUCAUGUAUCGGUUGUAAUCUCUCAUUAGUUGUAUAGUUCCUAAACCCUGUUAUAAUUGUCAUGGCUAUAGUGUAUAAUUAUAAUUAUUGAUUACAUGUACAUUUUUUCUGCUGCUGUUUAUGAUCAUUACCUGUGGAACCUAUCUUUUACUACUACUACUACGUUUUAAUGCUAUUAG